GAUAUCACAGGCCUUAGAGCACGCCAACAAAGUACAGUAUAUUCCCGUCCGGAUCCGCGGGGAUGGGAGAGGGGGAAUGCGGGCAGAGUGAGAGAGGGAGCGUGGGGGAGCUCUCGUGACGUCACACGCCGCGCUGGCUCGCCGUAGAGAAAGUUUCGUGGCCCCCUCCUCCUUUUCUCAACUCUACUGUUGUUUUUGUUGUUGGGGUAAAAGUUUGCUUGUGUGAAUGUGCGCCUCUGCGAUUUUCUCGAUCCCUUCGGCAAAGGGAGGAUAAUUUCGUUUAUUCGGAAAGAUCGCUUAAUUUUCUUUCCUGGGGUAGCAAAGGAAGCGAGAAUACGAGUACGAACGCCUUUUAACCGGUCAUUGUCUGGCUGAAGCGGACCGAUCGCGUCUGCCCCCCUCCCCAUCCUCUCGUAUAGGUCUGCGGGACAGAGGAAAAAGGGACCUGGCGCAAUGGCGGAGACCAAAAUAAUAUACCACAUCGACGAGGAGGAGACGCCGUACUUGGUCAAGAUUCCCGUCCCUGCGGAAAAAAUCACGCUGCUGGAUUUCAAACAGGUCCUGAACAAGCCCAACUACAAAUUCUUCUUCAAAUCCAUGGAUCAGGAUUUCGGGGUGGUAAAGGAAGAGGUCUCCGAUGAUUCUGCCAAGCUGCCUUGUUUCAACGGGAGAGUGGUGUCCUGGCUGGUGUCCUCAGAUGGUCCCAACCCAGAACCCCCUGCUGCCGCCCCGGCCCCGCCAGCGGAGGUGCGACCCCCUCCAUCUCCGCCCCCCCCACCCUUGCCCCCUCCACCUGCUGAGAGGGUCAGUGGCAUCGGGGACUCCAGGCCCCCAUCUUUCCACCCCAACGCCCCACCCAGCGUGGACACCGUGGAUGACCGCACGGACACGGAGUCGCUGGUGUCCUGCCGUAGGCAACGGCCGCGGCACAGGGAGACCCAGGACCCACACGGGCCGAGGAUGAAUGGGCAGAGCCGCCUGGAGCGCCACCUAGCGGGCUAUGAGAGUGCCAGCACGCUCAUGAGCAGUGAGCUGGACGCGACCAGCUUCUGCGACUCGGAGGACGACGACACCAUGAGCAGGUUCAGCAGCACCACAGAGCAGAGCACGGCCUCCCGACUCCUGAAGCGCCAUCGGCGCCGUAGGAAACAGCGCCCCCCGAGGCUGGAGAGGGCCUCCUCGUUCAGCAGUGUGACAGACUCCACCAUGUCCCUCAACAUCAUCACUGUCACCCUCAACAUGGAGAAAUACAACUUCCUGGGCAUCAGCAUCGUGGGCCAGAGCAACGAGCGGGGGGACGGUGGCAUCUACAUCGGCUCCAUCAUGAAGGGCGGAGCUGUGGCGGCCGACGGGCGCAUCGAACCGGGGGACAUGCUGCUGCAGGUCAACGACAUCAACUUCGAGAACAUGAGUAACGAUGAUGCAGUCAGGGUCCUGAGGGAGAUCGUGCACAAGCCGGGGCCUAUCAUCCUCACGGUGGCCAAAUGCUGGGAUCCCUCCCCUCAGGGCUACUUCACGCUCCCGCGCAACGAGCCGAUCCGGCCCAUCGACCCGGCCGCCUGGGUCAGUCACUCGGUAGCUCUGACGGGGACCUACCCCGUAUACCCUGCUAGCUCCGCCCUCAGCUCCGCCCUCAGCUCCGUCACCUCCGGCUCCUCCAUCACCGAGACCGAACGCUUUACUGACUUCAACCUGUCCCUGCACUCGGACAUGGCGUCGGUGGCCAAGGCGAUGGCUUCCCCCGAGUCCGGCCUGGAGGUCAGGGACCGCAUGUGGCUGAAGAUCACCAUCCCCAACGCCUUCCUGGGCUCGGAUGUGGUUGAGUGGCUGUAUCACCACGUGGAGGGCUUCCAGGACCGGCGCGAGGCACGCAAGUAUGCCAGCAACCUGCUGAAGGCUGGCUUCAUUCGCCACACCGUCAACAAGAUCACCUUCUCCGAGCAAUGCUACUACAUAUUCGGGGACCUGAGUGACUGUGAAAACUACAUGGCAAAUCUCACCCUGAAUGAUAACGACGGCUCCAGUGGGGCAUCGGAUCAGGACACCCUGACUCCCCUGCCCCUGCCGGGGGCCACACCCUGGCCCUUGCUCCACUCCUUCCCAUACCAGUACCCCCACCCCUACUCCAGCCAACCUCCGGCCUACCACGAGCUGUCCAGCUACAGCUAUGGACCCGGGAGCGCAGGAAGCCAGCACAGCGAAGGGAGUCGGAGCAGCGGCUCGACGCGGAGCGAGGGCGAUAGGCGGCGGGGGAAAGGAGGCAGCUCAGGGGGAGGCACCCGGGAGGAGAAAUCGCCGGGGGGCGGGGCAGACUCGCGCUCCGGCAGUGGCAGCGAAUCGGAGUACUCCACCCGCAGCAGCCUGAGGCGUGACCACGGCUCGGCCACGCCCAGCGAGCACAGCCACCUGAGCCAGCGCUCGCUGCCCCGCGCCCCACCCCCGCACAUGCCCUACCCGCCCGGGAUCCCCCUCCCCUAUAACCCCAUGAUGGUCAUGAUGGUGCCACAGCACCCCCUGCCUGCGGUCGGCCCCCCUCACCCCCAACACCCUGCUGGUCCUCCGGGCCAGGUCCUGACGCCCUCCACGACCCCAGGGGGGCCGCCUGGGGCCCCUCCCACCCGCGACCUGGGCUCCGUGCCCCCCGAGCUCACAGCCUCCCGGCAGUCCUUCCACCUGGCCAUGGGAAACCCCAGCGAGUUCUUUGUGGAUGUGAUGUAAUGGUGUGUGUGUGUGUCUGUGUGUUUGUCUGUGUCUGUGUAGGGUGGUUGACAGAGCAGGGGACCCAGUAGUCUGACUCGGUGUUCAUCCACAGAGCCGGAAGCAAUUGAAGUUGACCCACAGAUCACUGUAGGUGUCUUGUCAAAAUGACCAUCUUCUGAACCACGUCUCAUGGAAGCCAUCUCUGAUCUAUCUUUGCACCUCUGCUGUGGGUGUCUGAAUGUCCCCAUGUCCGUCGUGGUCGGACUGUGCCUGAAACAGAAGAAAUACAAAUACAUCACUCUGCCCCCUCCCUUCCCCCCAACAGCAAAAAAAUGUUAGAAUAUUGGAUAGACAGAUAUAUUGCUGAUUAAGUCCUCAAGAAUGACUUUUGUUUGGUUCCCCUCUGGUGUUUUGUGGCAGGUACUAAAUAGCAUUUCAGCACCCCCCCCCCUCCCCAAAAAAAUAACCGCCUGCAAUGACAUGUGGUCAUUUAUGUUAUUGAACUGACUAUUUUUCAUAUGGUGAAAAGUCUUUAAAAGGCUACAUGUAUUCGGUGAAAAGUAAAAAUGCAUUUCCGUCACAGCUGUGGUGUAACCAAGCCCAAGAAAGCGAAGUGAAACGGGUAGAAAUGGCUGUAUUUAUCCUUUUUCAGGCAAUCGCAGUACUGUAUACGAAUAUUUGUUUUGAAUACGACGUUGUCACCGCCGAGCCAAAACAAUUAAAAAAUAAAUGUGAAUUUUAAUUUCAUUUAAUGCAGAAAGUAAUAUUUACCGUCCCUUUCGUUACUGAUCGCGAUUUUUAAAAAGCCUGAAUAUUGUGUGUAAAUAUCCCGUUUUUAAGCCUUUAAAGAUGAACCGCACCAGAGUUUUAACGUUGAAUUAGCACAGAUACUGAUGGUAGAUAUGCACAGCUUUCGGUGUAAUUUAAGUGAACAAUGGAAGACAACGGUCCACGGUACGUGGGACAUACCAAAAAAGGUACUUUUAAUUUUAGAUGAAGUAUAAAAAAAUAACGACGAACCUAUUAGAUUUCCAAAGGAUCCCUCCCGUUUCAUGUGUUACAUGAUUGUUUCAUGGGUGCUUUCAUUGGAAGAGUACUUUGGAAGUGUGUGUUGCGAAGUAUAACACAAUGAUUUAUGGCAACUUUGUCUUUAUCGCCGUUUUCAAUAUUUGAAAUAAAUUUUUACUAAUUUGA
Molecule: messenger RNA, 3894 nt
Organism: Paramormyrops kingsleyae
Lineage: Eukaryota; Metazoa; Chordata; Actinopteri; Osteoglossiformes; Mormyridae
Gene: dvl2
Product: dishevelled segment polarity protein 2
Biological process (GO): canonical Wnt signaling pathway; intracellular signal transduction
Cellular component (GO): cytosol
Molecular function (GO): frizzled binding
Source: RefSeq, a predicted model, not a curated record